CCAGAGCUCUCACACGCGCACACCCAGGGAUCCACGGAUCCACGGACUCGGACUAUCACGCUUUCUACGCAGUGGGAUUAAUUACUUUGACUUUCGAAGCAUGAUUCCAGGCGAGAGCUUUGACUCCACCGAGAACAGGAUGCAGUCUGCGGGUCUGGCUCUGGAGGAGCUGCUGGUAACGGCUCAGAAACAGGACUGCCUCACCGUCGGUAUCUACGAAUCUGCCAAACUUUUCACUGCGGAUCCAGACAGCGUGGUGCUCUGCGUCCUGGCAGCCGACGAUGAAGACGACGUGGCGCUGCAGAUCCACUUCACCCUGCUGCAGUCGUUUUGCUGCGACAGCGGCAUCACCAUCCUGCGAGUAUCUGGCUUUCAGCGGCUCCAGCAGCUGAUCGGUUCGAUGGAUGCCAACAGAAACCAGGACGACCUUCACUGCAUGCUAGUGACGAAUCCCCAGGCUGACCACUGCAGGCUACAAGAGGUGGGGACCUACUGCCUGGAGAGCCGACGCCACAACCAGUGGGUUCCCGAACUGGUCCUGCAAGAACGUUGAGGGGUCUGCUGCCCUAAAAACGCGCAAACAAACAAGAGCUCUUUCUGGGUUCGGAUAGGGAUGAACUGACGGAUCGGACGUCCCGGCAAGCAGGGAUGUCCUGGAGGGGUCUGUGACGGGCCGUCCCGACCGAUGACGAGCGGGGAUGAAGGACUCCCUCUCAGCCAAUGUAGUGACGCAGUCGGGAGUGGAGACUGGUUUCUAUUAUUGGUUUUAUGCAAAAGAUACAGACUGGAAAGACAAAAACACAAUCUAAGCUCAUUUGUCAUACUUCUGUUUGGCUGCUCACACUGUUUAUGGGGCGUGCCGGCAAUCGAGGUGUAGUAGCCGCAAAAACAAGACUUCCACACCCCGACUAGUUCCUGGGAGAUGUGUUGUGUUUCUACGGACCAAACAGGAAUGCUGCAGUGGUGAACUAUGCCCAACAUUCCUGUGUUCUGACAUGGGAGAGGUCCUUGCAAGGAAGGUGUGUGUGUGUGUGUGAGGGAGAGGGAGAGAAUGUGUGGUAUGUGUGUGGUAUGCAUGUACAAUGCUAGAGUCUUUCUUUAGAGAGAGACUGGGCGUGCGUUUCUUGAAAAUCAGCUGCUGAACCUGCGGAGGAUUCGUCACCAUGGAAACUGAAAUGAAAACGACUUUGGAAGUUGAACUCACACAGGAUGUGUCGGCCUCGCACAGGACCGGAGGAUAGAAUUGUACCCUCUGGUCAGGAGGACACCGAUCGAACACUGUGGUCGGAAAUUUUUCGAAAAUAAAACUGCUGUGCCUUCAAGAAUAACAUAAUAUGCUGUCAAACCAACAUUAAGUGAACCAUGUUGUCAUUGAUUGUAUCAGGUGUUUGAGAAGCUAUUUAUUAUCAGUUUUUGUGCUCUGUUAACUAAGUCAAUAAAUUAUUAUUGCUCUA
Platichthys flesus (European flounder) is the source of this 1454-nucleotide messenger RNA. RefSeq names its product growth arrest and DNA damage-inducible protein GADD45 beta-like. NCBI's taxonomy places the organism in Eukaryota, Metazoa, Chordata, Actinopteri, Pleuronectiformes, Pleuronectidae. The record is from RefSeq and is a predicted model, not a curated record. Bases 101 to 553 code for a protein of 150 amino acids. Gene Ontology annotation, cellular component: nucleus; cytoplasm. Gene Ontology annotation, biological process: regulation of cell cycle. The transcript is spliced from 4 exons.